Torulaspora delbrueckii is the source of this 2889-nucleotide messenger RNA. It is a transcript of the gene MSH2, whose product is annotated as mismatch repair ATPase MSH2. The transcript has a single exon. Gene Ontology annotation, cellular component: MutSalpha complex; nucleus. Bases 1 to 2889 code for a protein of 962 amino acids. Gene Ontology annotation, biological process: mitotic recombination; mismatch repair. The record is from RefSeq and is a predicted model, not a curated record. Gene Ontology annotation, molecular function: ATP binding; mismatched DNA binding; ATP-dependent DNA damage sensor activity. Lineage: Eukaryota; Fungi; Ascomycota; Saccharomycetes; Saccharomycetales; Saccharomycetaceae.
AUGUCAUCUACAAGACCAGACUUAAAGUUUUCUGAUAUCUCUGAGGAGCGUGGAUUCUAUAAAAGAUUUGUGAGCCUACCAGAAAAGCCUUCUUCAACCGUAAGAAUAGUGGAUAAGGGAGAUUACUACACCGUUAUCGGGGAAGAUGCACAUUUUGUGGCAGAUAAUGUAUAUCAUACACAGUCUGUGUUGAAAGAUUGCAAAGUUGAUGGGGUAGUAGCGAAGGAAUUCAAGGGCCCAAUGAAAUAUGUUACGGUAUCACCUCAGGUUGCCAGUAGCUUACUGAAGACGUGCCUUUUGGAUCUCAACUACAAGGUAGAGAUUUACGAUAAAUCGUGGAAGCUUUUGAAGAGUGCAUCCCCUGGAAAUAUCGAACAAGUACAGGAUAUAAUGAAUGUUGCCGUGGACUCAUCAAUAGUCAUGGCAAGCUUGAAGCUACAGUUCAAUUCGCAGGAAGGUUUUUGCGUUAUUGGAGUGUCAUUUGUUGAUACUAGUGAUUAUAAAAUUGGGAUGCUUGAUAUUAUAGACAAUGAGGUUUUCUCGAACUUAGAGAGUUUUCUGAUCCAGUUAGGUGUGAGAGAGUGUUUGCUGCCGGAUUUGUCUAAAAACGAAAACCUGAAUAGUGAAAUGAAGAAGAUCUGUAGUGUUAUUGAACGCUGCAACUGCGUGGCAACAUUCAUUAAGAGCCAAGAUUUUUCAGAAAAAAAUGUAGAGAUUGAUUUGACUAAACUUGUGGGUGAUGAACUAUCGCUCUCCUUGUCGAAAUACUCCAACUUGGCACUAGGCGCGUGCGGAGCCCUUCUAGGUUAUUUGCAAUUGCUAAGUGAUCAGGACCAAAUUGGCAAAUAUGAAGUGAUGCAGCACUCUUUGGAGGAGUUCAUAAAAUUGGACGCUUCUGCGAUAAAAGCAUUAAAUCUUUUCCCACAAAAUAAUUCGCAGUCAUUAACUAUAUCUGGGCCGAAUGCUUCCUUCGGGAGCUUAGGUUCCAAUAGAAGUAAGAUUACAUCAUUGUUUCAGUUACUAAACAAUUGUAAAACCAACGCUGGUGUGAGACUACUAAAUGAAUGGCUAAAACAACCACUGACUGAUGUAGAAAAAAUUACAAAAAGGCAUAUUCUUGUGGAAUAUUUGAUCGAUCAAUUAGAACUAAGACAAAUGCUACAAUCUGACUACUUACCAGCAAUUCCUGACGUUCGUCGGAUCACUAAGAAAUUAAUGGGGAGCAGUAAUCUCGAAGGAGUGUUAAAGAUUUAUCAAUUUUGCAAGAAGAUUCCAGAGAUAACGCAGCUGUUGGAGUCCUUUUUGAGUGAUGAUCAGGUGCAGAACGAAGUUAAAAAUUUAAUUAAGGCUGUCUGGUUGGACCCUUUAUUGGCCCAAACGGGUCCACUUGCUAGUUUAGAAGAAAUGGUUGAAACCACGGUUGACUUAGAGGUCUUUGAACAAUCCAACGAAUACAUGAUCAAGGUAGAAUUCAACGAGGAGCUCGCUCGAAUCAGAGAUCAACUAGAUUCACUAAGGGAUCAAAUCAAUGCCAUACAUAUGGAAUCCGCAGAAGAUCUCGGUUUUGACCCAGAGAAGAAGCUAAAAUUGGAGAACCAUCACAUACACGGAUGGUGUAUGAGAUUGACCCGUAACGAUGCCAAGGAGUUGCGUAAACGUAAGGAGUAUAUGGAGUUGUCGACCGUGAAGGCUGGUAUUUAUUUCAGUACUAAGAAGCUCAAGGAAAUAGCUAAUGAGACUGCAACUCUCCAGAAGGAAUAUGAAAAACAGCAAUCUACACUGGUCAAAGAGAUUGUCAGCAUAACGCUCACUUACAGCCCAGUACUUGAACGUUUAUCACUGAUCUUAGCCAAUCUCGACGUUUUGUGCUCAUUUGCGCAUGCAUCCUCCUACGCUCCUAUUCCCUAUAUCAGACCCAUAAUGCAUGGACUCAACACUCAAAGAAAGACACGUUUGACUAAUUCGAGACAUCCAGUCCUUGAAAUGCAGGACGAUGUCGCAUUUAUCUCCAAUGACGUAUUACUGGAGGACGACGUGGCUAAUUUCCUAAUCAUUACGGGACCAAACAUGGGCGGUAAAUCUACCUACAUCAGACAAGUCGGUGUCAUUUCACUGAUGGCUCAAAUCGGUUGCUUCGUUCCUUGCGAAGAAGCAGAGAUCGCCGUAGUUGACGCAAUUCUGUGCAGAGUCGGUGCAGGAGACUCCCAAUUGAAAGGAGUAUCAACAUUCAUGGUAGAGAUGUUGGAGACCGCUUCGAUUCUAAAAAAUGCUACUAAGAACUCUCUCAUUAUUGUGGACGAAUUAGGUCGUGGUACUAGCACGUACGAUGGUUUCGGGCUUGCAUGGGCAAUUGCAGAAUUCAUAGCAGGCAAGAUUGGCUGCUUCGCACUGUUUGCAACCCAUUUCCACGAGCUAACAGCAUUGUCGGACAAGCUAUCCAAUGUGCAAAAUAUGCAUGUUGUAGCACAUAUCGAGAAAGGCGACUCAAAUCACAACGACAGUGACGAUAUUACGCUACUUUACAAGGUCGAGCCUGGCAUUUCAGACCAGUCGUUCGGAAUCCAUGUUGCGGAAGUCGUUCAAUUUCCGCAAAAGAUCAUCAAGAUGGCCAAGCGCAAGGCCGAAGAGCUCGAAAGUCUGAAGCACUAUAACAGAGAGAUCAAAAAGGCUAAGUUAACGUCAGAGGAACUUUCGCAUGGUAACAAAUGCUUAAAGAUUUUGCUAAAGGACUGGGUACGCCAAGUCAAAGAGCAAGGUCUCGAUAAACCGGAAAAUCUGUCGGAUGAAAAUUCCCAGGAAAAGAUACAGCAAUUGCUACGUUCCCUCGCCAAAGAAGCUCAAAAGAACAAUGACAAAUAUCUGCAAUACGUGUCCGAAAUUUUACUGUGA